GCAAGAGUCGACUGCAUGAAGAUGCUCUGGCAGAGGAACUACCUUGCCUUGGGGCUGCUCGGCUGCGUCCUCUUGCUGUCGGCGACCACCGCGGACAACAGCGUGCAUGUACUGUCGAAAUACGCUCACCAGCCGCUCACCUCGACCACGCUCAGGUGGCUACCGGUGGCGCACUACGACGAAUCGAGGGAAAUAGUCAUCGGCGGCUUCGAGAACGUGACAGACAGUAAAGACGAGACUUCUGCGAAUCAAGCGGAGAAGCCGAAAGCAAGGAGGCGGCUCUACGUGUGCCGCGCGAUACACAGUAGCAUAUGGGUGGCCGGCACGCAGAAGGACAAGGAGAAGGUCUGCACGGUGACGAUACACGGCGUCGUGCACUCGUACGAGAAGUAUGAGUUGCUGGAAAACAUCGAUGGAGCCGCGCGAAUCGCCUGGGUCUACUGGGACAAGUAUAUGCAGCCCUUACUGGGCGCAGUGUACGUCGACACGAAGAUGUUGGUCGCCCGAUAUGUUCCCGAGAACAAGAAAGAGUCACGAUACACCCAUUACAUCGGUACGCUCAGCCUGAGCGGCAAUUUUGGCAGCAUCAUCUACGUGAAUGAGAACGGCGAAGAGGGGUCCGAGAGGAUCGGCGAGCUGCUGGUAGAAACUGAGCCGAUCCGUUACGAGCUGAGCGCCGUUAAACUCAACUGGCCUAAGAAGCGCGAUAUUAAACGCAUACCUAGCGUACUCAGCGAGGUGACGAUCACCAACCGCGGUACGCAACCGGCGAACCUGGCCGAGGCUUGCACGUACGCGUACAAGUACUUGGUCUACUGGGGUCGCAGACACGCCAUCUUGAACGGGCUGAGCACGACGAUCACCCUCGCCAACGGCACGUCCUUGCCGAACAUAACGUGGGGCACGCGCGACGUGGAGAACCGCACGGAGGCUUAUAACGUGCUAUACUACCUGAAACCGGGCACAGCCGUGAACGUGACUCUGAGGGCCAACUACACGGAGAUGGAGGUGCCGUACACCGCAAAGCUGAUUUCGCACUACGAGGACGGUAUGACGACGUCGCGCGUGAUCAGCGGUACCCGACUGGAGGAGACGAUGGUCGAUAUUACACCGGAAUACGGGCCCGUGUACUUCCUGAGCAAUUACAGCCUAGUGCCAACCACGACGCCGCCGCCGACCACGGAACCACCGACCACGACGACGACGACGACCAUGAUGACGACGACGACGACGAUGACGACGAAACAGUCUCAGGAGACCGGCAGAACGACACACCGGCACCGGCAGAUGGACGACGCCGCGGAUCACGACGAGAACCUGAUCAUACCGAAGAAGACCGACAUAUCGACGAGUAUGCAGAGCGACGACGGCGGUCCGCUCUCGCUCAAGAACAAGGUAGAGGCGACGUACAACGGCGGCGCCGCGCUCACGUCGAGCCUGACGCUCGUUGUCCCGCUGCUGUUGGUUCUCCAUAGAAUCACGUGAAGACCCGAACAUGCGCCUGUCGCCGCUCCUAACGUUAAUUCCUAACUCCCGCAAUAGUAAUAUAAAAAUAUAACCCAGUAGAGACAACCAUACACACACACACACACCACCGUACCGAAAACGAGAAAAAAAAGAUUUAAAAAAAAGAACAAAAAAACGAGCAAAAAGAAAAGAAAGAAAAAUACGUGAGAGAAAAAUUGCUGUAAUUUCGUACGUAGCGAUUACCGCGCGAAUGACCUCCUUGUUUAAACGCACCGCUGGACCGCGAUGGCACCACGGUGCUGAUAUAAUGCUUGCCUUUAAAACAGAGAAACUCUAUAUAUAAUAUAUAUAUAUGAUACAAAUAUCUAUAUUAUUAUACAUACACACGUCUUAGGGUAGCGAAGAGGAAGAAAGAUAAGUAUCUUUGCGAUUGAAAUAAUGAGCUAGUCUCACGAAGACACGUUAAGUACAAGCGAAAAGGGUGGCCGUGGAAGGGAGAAGGGGCAGCGAUGUGCGUGGGUGGGUUAACUUGCUCGCGAGACGUUAACGUUCACCCGUACUGUAUCGUCGAACAGCCGACCGUGUAACUAUGACAUUCCGUCUUUUUCUAAUCCCGCUGUGAACCGACUUUCCAGCUAUAAUAAUAUAUGUCUUAUGCCUUCGUAACGUGUAAGUUCUCCUCUAGAUCCUUUAGGAGGAUUUAGUCGCUUCAAGAGAUGACGGUAGAUGUUCUUUUAAGGGGUUGCGUCCGGGGGAGAGAGAGAGAGAUAUAUAUAGAGAGCUACAAUCGCCGCGAAUUACGUUGGAUAAGAUAGUGGCGUACACGUCGAGCUAAGAGGGACGAGUAGAGAUUAAGCGAGCGAGGUAGAAAAAAACAAAAGGACAGGAGGAAAGAAAAGACAGAUGCGCGAGAUACGCGAAUUAAUUCAGCCACGAUAUAUUUUUGAGAUUACCGUAUAAUUUUAGAAGAUUGUAAAAUUUAUAAGGGUAGCAAGUAAGAGAAAUCUAUAGAGCGUAGGUGUGGAUGGGUACAUGUUUUCGCGGUAUACUAAUCCGGAAACUGCACUUCAGCGGUGGAACGAUCGGCGCAUGAUCGCGUUACGAUCAAACGUUGAACGGCAAUGUACGGUUAGCGCGCGGUUAGUUAAGCGCGCAUACGGAGGAUUAUUUUUGCAAUGCGCGAUUUUUUCCUUUUUCAGUUUUUCAAGCAGAGAGUUCGAUAAACGAUCGCUGCGUACCCAUCUGUUGCCACUGUAAAGUGAUAGGACUUACAGAUUUCCUUAGAGUACUGUUGAGAGGCAGAGAUCGUAACGACGGAAUUACGGGGAACCAUUGGUAUACGGGUAUAUUACGGGAUUAUCGGGAUGACGUCUCACGGGAAGAAAAUCGUUUCUGUUCACACACGAAAGACUACUAAGCGACGAAAUGGUCAUUUUUUCAUACACGAGAUUGCGUUGUCAGCAUUUUUACCGAAGAAGUAUCUCUAUAUGUAUAUACGUAAUACGUAUCUCUAUGAUCUUGAUAGUUGUAAUUGUGUAGUAAGCUUAUUUAUAUAUAUAUUAUAUAUAUAUAUAUAUAUAAAACAUGAUUUAUAAAUAUUUUCUCUAUCGAUAGUAGCGCGGUUACGAGUACAAUUCUUAUAUUUUACUAUUAACUGGCGAUGAAACCGUAGGAUUAGAGCGAAAGCACUCAUCUCGGACUAAAGCGAGCGUGUCUGUAACGACGUAAUCGUUUAUCGACGUAAGCCUAAUCACGCCUGUUGUGAUAUCCAAUGAGAUCUUACGUAGACAGGAAUCGAAAAGAAGAGAGCAUUCUGUUGAAUAACAAUUCGUUAAUUACGAGAGAAAGCAAUAAUUCUUUGGUAGAGACUUUCGUGUAUCAGAGAUCGGAGGGAAAGAAAGAGAGAACGAUGGAGAGAAGAAACAAAUAAAACUUAUUAAUAUCUAUGUACGGACGAUAUUUCUUCGAUAUUACGAGUAAGCUGACGGAACGAGCGCGGCGUAAGAGUUGUAUCGUGCGAGUUGCGUAAAUUCAAGAUUGAAGACGGAAACUAAAGCUUUAUAUAUACGACCCGGGUUCGUAAACCAUUCUCAGUGAUCGCUUCUUGACAAUUCAUCCUGUAUGCCCGUAGACAGACAGUAAAUGUCCUGAAGAAACUAGCUAUCGACCUCAAACAAAGCCAAGAACUGUUCUAAAAAUAUCUGUAGUCGACACAGAUGUAUUAUUUGUGAAUACGCUGCUGUAUUGUACAUUAUCAUGUAAAUAUAAAAUGCUCUAUGUACAUACAAA
Molecule: messenger RNA, 3756 nt
Organism: Ooceraea biroi (clonal raider ant)
Lineage: Eukaryota; Metazoa; Arthropoda; Insecta; Hymenoptera; Formicidae
Gene: uzip
Product: beta-pore-forming protein unzipped
Source: RefSeq, a predicted model, not a curated record